Saccharomyces eubayanus is the source of this 2181-nucleotide messenger RNA. RefSeq names its product translation initiation factor eIF3 core subunit b (gene PRT1). Gene Ontology annotation, molecular function: translation initiation factor activity; RNA binding; translation initiation factor binding. The transcript has a single exon. The record is from RefSeq and is a predicted model, not a curated record. NCBI's taxonomy places the organism in Eukaryota, Fungi, Ascomycota, Saccharomycetes, Saccharomycetales, Saccharomycetaceae. Bases 1 to 2181 code for a protein of 726 amino acids. Gene Ontology annotation, cellular component: eukaryotic translation initiation factor 3 complex. Gene Ontology annotation, biological process: translational initiation.
AUGGCUACCGAAACAUUUGAAGAUAUCAAGCUAGAGGACAUUCCCGUCGAUGACAUUGACUUUUCCGAUUUAGAAGAACAGUUCGAAGUUACUGAAGAAUUCAAUUUCGAUCAAUACAUCGUGGUCAAUGGUGCCCCAGUCAUUCCGUCUUCCAAAGUUCCUGUUUUGAAGAAGGCGUUGAACUCUUUGUUCUCCAAGGCUGGUAAAGUUGUCGACAUGGACUUCCCAAUUGAUGAAGCCACCGGUAAAACCAAAGGCUUUCUUUUCGUGGAAUGUGGAUCUGUUAACGACGCCAAGAAAAUUAUUAAGAGUUUCCAUGGUAAAAGAUUAGACUUAAAACAUCGUUUGUUCCUCUACACCAUGAAGGAUGUUGAAAGAUAUAACUCCGACGAUUUCGAAACGGAAUUCAAAGAACCUGAAAUGCCAUCUUUCGUCCCAUCAAGCUCUUUGAAAUCCUGGUUGUUGGAUGACAAGGUCAGAGACCAAUUCGUAUUGCAAGAUGAUGUCAAAACAAGUGUUUUCUGGAACUCCAUGUUCAAUGAAGAGGAUUCCUUAGUCGAAUCUAGAGAAAAUUGGUCUACCAACUACGUUAGAUUUUCUCCAAAGGGUACCUAUUUAUUUUCUUACCACCAACAAGGUGUCACUGCAUGGGGUGGUCCAAAUUUUGACCGUUUGAGAAGAUUUUAUCAUCCAGACGUAAGAAACUCCUCUGUUUCUCCAAACGAAAAGUACCUGGUCACUUUCUCCACUGACCCAAUUAUGGUUGAAGAAGGAAACGAAUUCUCUCCAUUUACUAAGAAAAAUGAAGGUCAUCAACUAUGUAUCUGGGAUAUUGCAACCGGUUUGUUGAUGGCAACUUUCCCAGUGAUCCAGAGCGAAUAUUUGAAAUGGCCUUUGGUCAGAUGGUCUUAUAAUGAUAAGUACUGUGCCCGUAUGGUCGGAGACAGCUUAAUUGUACAUGACGCUACCAAGAACUUCAUGCCAUUAGAAGCCAAGGCUUUGAAAACCACCGGUAUUAGAGAUUUUUCUUUUGCUCCAGAAGGUGUUAAAUUACAACCGUUUAGAAACGGUGAUGAGCCUUCCGUUUUGUUGGCCUACUGGACGCCCGAAACCAACAACUCCGCUUGUACUGCCACUAUUGUUGAAGUUCCUCGUGGUAGAGUCUUAAAGACCGUUAAUUUGGUUCAAGUCUCUAACGUUACUUUGCACUGGCAAAACCAAGCCGAGUUCCUGUGCUUCAAUGUGGAACGUCAUACUAAAUCUGGUAAGACCCAAUUCAGUAACUUACAAAUUUGUAGACUAACUGAAAGAGAUAUUCCAGUUGAAAAGGUUGAAUUGAAGGAUAGUGUAUUUGAAUUUGCUUGGGAGCCUCGUGGAAACAGAUUUGUCACAAUUUCUAUUCACGAAGUCGUUGAUAUGAAUUAUGCCAUUCCAGCAAACACAAUUAGAUUCUACGCUCCAGAAGCUAAAGAAAAAACUGCCAAGAACGUUAUCAAGAGGUGGGACUUGGUUAAAGAAGUUCCAAAAACUUUUGCUAAUACUAUUUCUUGGUCCCCAGCUGGUAGAUUCGUUGUCGUUGGUGCUUUGGUCGGACCAAAUAUGCGUAGAUCUGACUUACAAUUCUACGAUAUGGACUACCCAGGUGAAAAGAACAUCAAUGACAACGACGAUGUUUCUGCUUCUUUGAAGGACGUCGGCCACCCCACCUACUCUGCAGCCACCAACAUCACUUGGGACCCAUCCGGUAGAUAUGUUACCGCUUGGUCUAGUUCUUUAAAGCACAAGGUCGAACAUGGUUACAAAAUUUUCAACGUUGCUGGUAACAUGGUCAAAGAAGAUGUCAUCGGCGGGUUUAAGAACUUCGCUUGGAGACCCAGACCAGUUUCUAUCUUGCCUAAUUCCGAAAAGAAGAAGGUUAGAAAGAACUUGAGAGAAUGGUCAGCCCAAUUCGAAGAACAAGAUGCAAUGGAAGCUGACACUGCUAUGAGAGAUUUGAUCUUGCACCAACGUGAAUUAUUGAAACAAUGGAACGAAUAUAGAGAAAAGAUUGGACAAGAAAUGGAAAAAUCCAUGAACUUUAAGAUCUUUGACAUCCAACCAGAAAACGCCAGUGAUGAUUUCAUCACUAUCGAGGAAAUUGUUGAAGAAGUCAUUGAGGAAACCAAAGAAAAGGUCGAAUAG